AUGAGUGGAGACAGUUCCUUGAUUAUUAUUAUCUGCAUCCUGGCCCUAUUGAGCGCAUCCUUAUUGCUAAUUAAUAACAGGCUAGCUGUUAAGAAGCCAGAUCCAGCCAAACUUAGCCCCUACGAAUGUGGAUUCAGCGUUUCAGGUUAUGGGGCUCUUAACUAUGCCGAUAAAGGCAAACCCUCUGAAAAUCCUGAAUAA
Molecule: messenger RNA, 201 nt
Organism: Acaulospora morrowiae
Lineage: Eukaryota; Fungi; Glomeromycota; Glomeromycetes; Diversisporales; Acaulosporaceae
Source: the annotation of a GenBank genome assembly